Molecule: messenger RNA, 1878 nt
Organism: Ophidiomyces ophidiicola
Lineage: Eukaryota; Fungi; Ascomycota; Eurotiomycetes; Onygenales; Onygenaceae
Gene: PTC6
Product: Protein phosphatase 2C 6
Exons: 2
Coding region: 1-1878 (625 amino acids)
Biological process (GO): protein dephosphorylation
Molecular function (GO): cation binding; protein serine/threonine phosphatase activity
Source: RefSeq, a predicted model, not a curated record
AUGAGUACACGGCUAGUGAAACCAGCAAGAGUCCAUGCUUGGACGCUUGCCGACAGCUACAGCUUCAUCGCAACGUUUCUGCGUAGGCAACACACCGAUGCUAUCUUGAGUAGCGGACCGCACCAUCAAACACAGCAGCCCCCGAGUCCUGGCAAAACAACGGGCAAGUCGCCAGCUCGGCGAUAUUUCCAUGAUUACUUUGUGACACACCUGCCGGUAUCCUCUCUCCAUCCCGACUCUCGCCUUUCAGAGCCUCUCCACCACCUACCUCGCUCGGAGUCCAUCCCCCACGUCUCCUCUUCGAAAGGCGCAUCUCCGGCCUCCGUAUUAUCACCCGUAGGUGUAUCGCGCGAAACAACAGUCGUACGUAUUCCGUUACGAAGCGCCAAGCACCAUUUUGGUGUAUCCGUCUCUCGUGGCUCUCGUCCAAGAAAUGAAGAUACGUACCAGGCUGGCGUUAUUGAACUGCCCGCCUUUGCCAAACGGCCACCACUUUCCCUAACUAUCGGUCGGCGAGCCGAGGAUAGAUCAUCUGCGGACUUUCCCGGAGAAAAUCGUGUUGCUGACAAUGCUAUCGGGGAUCCACAGGUGUUUUAUUUCGGUGUUUUCGAUGGACAUGGGGGAACUGUAUGCAGCGAAUUUCUAAGGGACAAACUACAUGGCUAUGUUCAGGAGACAGCGAUGACCUUUGAGCUUGGCUCUAGUAUCAGGAAGAGUACGCAGAAAUCAACUUUGCCCCAAAGGCCUGUACGUGACAGAGAUGCUUUUCGAGAAAGCCUCCAAGCAUAUAGAAAUGGGCCAUAUGAUGGAAACCCUUCCUUUUCCCCGUCAAAUGAAGGCCAUGGCGGAAAAACUUUAUCCGGCGACCUUCCAAUUCUCCAGCCCGGAAAUAGACAGAAGAUCGGCGAGCUUGAAAAAUCGCUAGUUAGCGAUUGGAGAAAUUUGGUUGGUGGUUAUUUCAGACGCUUCAAACCAGCGCAUUUUUGUUAUUCUGGGGAGAAUGACCUCCACACAGACGGAUUCGGACCCGGUUCUCACAACACUGGCCUGGAUAUGAAUAUGGGAGUUCCAAUCGAAGAAGUCCUAGAAUAUGCUUUCUUGAGGGCAGAUUACGACUUCAUUAGUGCACAAGCCUCCAAACAAGACAGUGAUUCCGUUAGUGCUGAACGGCCCUUGAAUGAACUCGACAUCCUCCAUAAUCCAAGCCGAUUGAGGCCUACGACCGUGGGGGGAGCCACCCGCUUCAAGGGCGGAAGCACUUGCAGUAUUGCGAUGAUCUCAACCCCUACGCCGGCCCCUUUUUGGCAUCCUUCGGCGCCCUCGUCGUUAGUGGUUUCACACGUCGGCGACACUCGAGUGUUACUGUGCUCUACAGCCUCGGGAAUUGCUAUCCCUCUGACUACUGAUCAUCACCCCUCCUCUCCCGUCGAAAGCAACAGAUUGAGACGCUAUGCCACAUCACUAGUUACUGACUCUUUUGGAGAAGAACGGAUUAGCGGGUUGGCAAAUAGUCGGGCAUUCGGGGAUAUUCAAUCAAAACGGAUCGGGAUUUCAGCAGAACCAGAAAUCAGGCGUGUUGAAAUGGGACCUGCCGAGUAUUCCUUUCUAGUUUUGAUGUCUGAUGGGGUGAGCGGCACCCUCUCGGAUCAAGAAAUUGUCGACAUAGUCAAAGAAGCGAAAACACCAGAUGCAGGCGCCCGUGAUGUUGUCAACCUUGCAACCGAGGUGUCGAAAGAUGGCGACAAUGCAACUUGCCUGGUGGUUCGACUGGGCGGUUGGGAAAGACGCCUUGAAGGAGGAUUGGGCAGUAUGGGGACCAAAGAGUCCAGAGAUUGGCGGAGACAGGAGGCUAGUGACCCGCGAGGGCGACGAACAUGA